AUGAUUUACAGCUCUUUGCUCGAAAAAUCUACCUUACUUUGCGCCUUUCUACUUUAUGCACUCUCACCGGUAGUGGCUCAAUCAUCUUCGACAUCCUCCUCGUCAAGCUCCGUCGCAGGUUCAUCUUCAACAAGCAACUCUAUCUCUAGUGGCUCUAUCACUGCUAGUGCAACCAUUAGUGGCUCUGGAUCCAGUCUCUCUGCCAGCUCAACAACGUCGGCUGCUCUACCUUCAUUAAGCGGCUAUGAUACCUGUGUUGUAACAUGUUUCGAAACCGCCAUAGCACAAGCGAACUGCUCUAGCGUCGUCCCAGAGAGUUGUUACUGCAACAGCUCGGACUAUCAAAGUGCUCUCAUAUCCUGCAUGCAGUCCAACUGCGCUAGCGAACUUGCCACCGCAGAAGGAUUGACGAACCAGUUUUGCGCGCUCGCAAGCACUAGCACUUCGAUCUCCUUUUCAAUCACCUCCUUACCCUCCUCCAGCUCCUCGUCUAGUUCUUCCAGCGCAUCGGGUGAUGGAUCUACAUCUGCGUCUGUAACUUCAUCUUCUGGUACCAGUGCGUCGUCGAGUAGCAGUACCAGCGCCAGCGCCUCCAAUGCUGCUUCGGGAAUAAUUCUGGGAGGCAUCAAUCAAGCGGCAUUGACCAACUUGCUCGUUGCCGCUAUUGGAGUCCUCGCUGGAGCAUUGCUUGUUGGUUAA
Messenger RNA from Lentinula edodes (shiitake mushroom), 699 nucleotides. RefSeq lists its product as uncharacterized. The coding region runs from base 1 to 699 and encodes 232 amino acids. The record is from RefSeq and is a predicted model, not a curated record. The transcript is spliced from 3 exons. NCBI's taxonomy places the organism in Eukaryota, Fungi, Basidiomycota, Agaricomycetes, Agaricales, Omphalotaceae.